Messenger RNA from Anastrepha ludens (Mexican fruit fly), 1646 nucleotides. RefSeq lists its product as uncharacterized. The record is from RefSeq and is a predicted model, not a curated record. NCBI's taxonomy places the organism in Eukaryota, Metazoa, Arthropoda, Insecta, Diptera, Tephritidae. The transcript is spliced from 3 exons. The coding region runs from base 822 to 1541 and encodes 239 amino acids.
GACGCCCAGACCUUCGUUAAAUUAUAAAAGUUGGAAAUUUUUCUAUAUACGUCUCCUAUACAGGUAUAAGCAAACCCAGAUUAUUAAACCUGGGUCGCGGUGGCUUUGGCAGGUAACAGGUAGUAAAGACAGUUUCGAUGGUUCCCCUAUCUUCCCAGACAUAAUGAAGUCCACUCCAGGCGUGAGCGCGAUGAAUAUAUAUGUACGUUGGUGGGAGUGAAAUAGCGCGAUUGGUCUACGGCGAUCUUUUUCUGCGCAUCAGCUGUCUUAUACUCUGUAUAAUACUCCGUAUUGUAUAUUAUUGUAGUGUGAACUGUUAAACGUACAACAAGCGUUUAAUAAUUUAUUUGCAAAAUUUAUUAUAAAAUAAGUGGUCUAGUUGUGAUAAAGUGUUGUCAUGGAAACGGAGGAACCGAAAAAAAACAAAUUAAGUUGUUUUAUUUGUAAGAAAAGUGAGGGGAAAUUAAUAUUGCUUUCUGAAGAGACAUUAAAGAAGUGCCGAACUGUUUUGAAAGUCAGAAAAAAACACAACCUUAAAUAUGCGAAUGUUAUUUUGCCUGAUGAAUAUACAGAUGGAGGUUAUCACCGGGAAUGCCAUAAAACAUUCACAGGCGUUAAUAAACAGUACUGCAAUUCGGAGCCUGCAGAUUUAAAAAAGAAAAAAAGAGUAAACAAAGAGUCGAUUAGUGUAGACAAUUUAUCUCCAGAUACACCGAUAGUACCUGAGUUCACUACCGAACUCGCAACAAAAUCUCCAACAUCAUCAGAACAAAAUUUAUAUUCUGAAUUGAUAAAGCUUCAGUGAUGAUUCGACCAUUUGGAUGCUGACGGGUACUGGAAACAAUGUGAGAUACGUGAAUCUAACAAAGAUACACGCCCAGUUAGGAGAAUCCAUUUGCCGAAGCUUGCCUGGUUUCCACGCAAUAACAGGGUGCGAUUACAAUCCGGCAUUAUUUAGAAAGGGAAAACUAAGACCUUACAAACUAUUAAAAAAAAACGAUGAAUUCCAAAAAGCUUUUAUAAAGUUCGGCGAAAAUAAGUUAAUAGAGGACAGCAGUGAACAGAAGAACAUUUUCAAUAGUAUUCAGAAAUAUAUAUGCAAUGUAUAUAAUGUUCGGAAUGCAAUUGAUGUCAAUUCUGCUCGAGUUCAGAUGUUUAUAGACUCAUACAAAGUUUCCGACAUUAAUGAGGCUUUCAAUCGAAAAAAAUUGAGAAACUUUGAUGCUAGCAGUUUACCACCUUGUGAAAAUGAGCUACUACAGCAUUUUUUACGAGCUAAUUAUAUUUGUACGAUUUGGAACAAUGCUCACUUAAGAAAACCUACUUCACAUAAACCUGAAAAUAAUGGCUGGGUACUGGAAAAUGAUCAAUACCAUUUUAAAUGGUUUGAAGGAGAUCAGCUACCUACUUAUGUCAGUGAUUCUGUACAAACUUUGUCAGAAGCUGAUGAAGACGAUGACAUUCAUGAGGACAAAUCCGCAGAAUGGAGUAGCGGUGAUGAAGAUAAUCGAGAUACCGACGAGGACGAUGAAGUUGAUUAAAUAUUUUUUUUGAUUUAAUAAUAAUGUUUGACACAUUAUAUUUUUACUUUGUAUUGUAAUGGCUAUAAUUAUAAAUAUAAUUGAAAUCUUUUUCGAUUGGUUCAA